UCAUUUCGACGUCUUAAUCAAUGACCCGUGAUGUCUACCAUAGUGCUGUGUACGUAAAUUGUUUUCCUUUUCUCACAAAAAAAAAGUUCGCGCAGAGGAGGAAAUCAUUGUUUUUCGGUCGUUUGAUUCGGUUUUCCGAUGUAUUCUUUGCAUUUACGGUCCAGAUGAAGCUAAACAUGGAAAACCAGAAUCAACGAUGGACCAUGCAGAGGAUGCUGGGUAUAGUGUCCCUCGUGCUACUGGCCGGACAAUGUUCCGCAUUCUACGUGCCCGGUGUUGCUCCGGUAGAGUUUAAAAAGGGUCAGAAGAUUGAUGUGAAAGCCGUCAAAAUGACCAGCACCCACACGCAGCUCCCAUACGAGUAUUACUCGUUGCAGUUAUGCUUGCCAAAGAAUGGCACGGUAGUGUACAAAAGUGAAAAUCUUGGCGAAGUUCUCCGAGGGGAUCGUAUCGUCAAUACACCGUACGAGGUACGGAUGGCAGAAAACAUUCAAUGUAAGUUGCUGUGCAAUUCGAAGGAUCGACCAAUGAACUGGGACCAUGAACAAUCGGCUAAAGUGGCCGAACGGAUACGUCACGAAUAUUUUGUCCACCUGAUCAUUGAUAAUCUUCCCGUGGCAACAAAGUUUGUCAAUCCCGAUACAAUGGAACUACAGUUCGAACACGGCUACCGUUUGGGCCAAACGAACGGUCCGAAUGUUUUCAUUAACAACCACUUAAGAUUCCGGCUGUAUUACCAUCUACACAGCGAGAAUCAAUAUCGAGUCGUCGGAUUUGAAGUUGAAACACUGUCGAUAAGUAAAAACUCUUUAAGCUUCGACGGUGACACUUGUAUUUUCCCGGACAAUCCUAAACCACAAGCAGUCACACCAAACGGCAGGACGGAGCUAUUCUUUACCUAUUCGGUGGUAUGGCAGGAAUCGUCCGUCAAGUGGGCCUCCCGAUGGGAUAUUUAUCUUGGCAUGAACGAUGUACAGAUUCAUUGGUUCAGCAUCAUCAACUCGCUUGUGGUGGUAUUCUUCCUGUCAGGUAUACUCACGAUGAUAAUGGUCCGUACACUUCGUAGAGAUAUUGCCAAGUACAACACGGAUGAUAGCAUCAGCAUUGAAGACACAUUGGAGGAAACCGGUUGGAAGCUGGUGCACGGUGAUGUGUUCCGCCCUCCACGACAUCCAAGACUCUUUGCUGCGGUCAUUGGUAGUGGUAUACAGAUAUUUUUCAUGGCGCUCAUUACAAUUAUUAUCGCUAUGCUCGGAAUGUUGUCGCCCUCUUCCCGUGGGGCACUUAUGACGGCCGGUAUAAUGUUGUACGUGUUUAUGGGACUCAUAGCUGGAUACUUUUCGGCGCGACUUUACAAAACGAUGAAAGGGCGCAACUGGGAACGUGCUGCAUUUCUCACGGCCACAUUUUAUCCGGGUCUCGUUUUUGGUACCUGUUUCUUUUUGAACUUUUUCAUCUGGGACAAGGACUCUAGCGGUGCCGUUCCGUUUGGUACGAUGGUCGCCUUGUUGCUGCUGUGGUUCGGCAUAUCAUUACCGUUGGUAUUUUUGGGAUACUACUUCGGUUACCGGAAGCAAGCCUUUCAGCAUCCCGUGCGCACGAAUAUGAUUCCCCGUCAGAUACCGCAUCAGCACUGGUACAUGAACGUUGGUCUGUGUAUUCUCAUGGCCGGCAUUUUGCCAUUUGGAGCGGUUUUCAUCGAACUGUUUUUCAUCUUCUCGGCCAUCUGGCAGAAUCAGUUCUACUAUCUGUUUGGAUUUUUGUUCCUGGUAUUUUGCAUACUAGUCGUGAGUUGUUCGCAGAUAUCCAUCGUGAUGACGUACUUCCAGCUAUGUGCUGAGGAUUACCGAUGGUGGUGGAGAAGUUUUAUCGUUUCCGGAGGAUCAGCCGUGUACAUACUGUUCUAUAGCAUAUUUUAUUUCUUCACAAAGCUCGAAAUUACGGAAUUCAUACCGACGUUAUUAUAUUUGGGAUACACUGGUCUCAUGGUUGUAACCUUCUACAUUCUCACCGGCACGAUAGGAUUUUUCGCAGCGUACAGUUUUAUCAGAAAAAUUUACGGAGCUGUAAAAAUUGAUUGAAAAGUACAUUAGGGAUAAAAUUGAUUACUACAUUUUCGACAAAAUCAAACCGGUUAUUUUUUCGUAUUACACCUUCAAGAUGGAAGACACAUUUCUACAUUGCUGUUGAUGAAACUCAUUACGUGCAUCAAACGACAGAGUACGCCACUAGUAAUGUUUAAUCUAACCCGUGAACUUUUUGUGAUAGUACAUCGAACAUACUGGACGCAAUUCUAUGUUUAACGCGUAUGUUCGAUUUGAUGACGCGACACAAAUGUGUUUGACUGUGUGUGCAAUUGACUUCUAGUACCAGCUCACAUUAGGAAGCGUUUUAUGUACGAUUUGUGUUUUUGUGGUUUAUGUCCAUAAAGUUUACUGUAUUCAAUGAAUUUAUAACAAAUGCAAACGUACCCGGACACAUUCAAGACAAUUCAGUUCGAUUGUAGUAGUCUGGACACAACACAUAUGGACCAGAUGUACGUUUAUCCAGCAGCAGGUAGCUAAAAAGUCGUUUUAUUUUAGCUUACAUCAACUUGCAAUUACGUCUAGACUCCGCAAUUUUAGUUAGUUGUAUCAUAUGCUAAGACUAAAUGUAACAAAACGGUGAAAUAGAUAAAUAAAUCACAACCUUGAAACAAUAUCGAACAUUAA
This is a messenger RNA of Anopheles funestus (African malaria mosquito), 2711 nucleotides long. It is a transcript of the gene TM9SF4, whose product is annotated as transmembrane 9 superfamily member 4. Gene Ontology annotation, cellular component: membrane. Lineage: Eukaryota; Metazoa; Arthropoda; Insecta; Diptera; Culicidae. The transcript is spliced from 8 exons. Gene Ontology annotation, biological process: protein localization to membrane. Bases 21 to 2081 code for a protein of 686 amino acids. The record is from RefSeq and is a predicted model, not a curated record.